AUGACUCUCAGAGAUUAUCAACAGACCGAAAAUCGAGCUCCAAGAACGAGAGAGGCAUCACCAGUUCCUUCCAUUUCACGAGUAGUUACACCCACUAAAAGCAAUUCCUCUGACGAAAAUCGCGGUGAAAACUUCUUUUCAAUUCAGAUGAAACCAUCGCAAUCGAAUAUGAACGAAAAUUCGAAACCAUCUCCAGCGAUUGUGGAACCGGACUUUGUCCAUCAGCCCACAAGAGAAGGCAAAUACUCUGCUAACUCUCCCAUGAGACCUUCGGCUCCUCAGCUAUAUUCUCUAAACAACGGGAGAAAGUCGUCUGGUCAACGCUAUGACGAUGAAAGUCUAUCCAAGAAGUUUCAGCAAGCAAACUCUCUUGCGCUACAAAAGUCUCCGGAAUCUUCCAAAAGCAAGAAGAAAAAGAAAAGUAGCCGCAAGUAUGAUCCCAAUGCAUACAAGAUCUUCCUCCUCUUGUUGCAACCAGAGUCCAAGAUCUUUGAGUUGAUUCAGCUGAUCUACAUGCCUAAUGAUACCACUGUUGGAAAAAUCAUCCAGAUGAUUCCAGAGAAUGCUACUGAAGCGGCUCUAGGAACUCAAAAGUACAGCGGUCUUUGCCGACCAAAGACAGAAGAAGAGCUCAUUGAUUUGGACGUUCUCGCGAGUGAAACAAGCUCUGGGAUGGUCUCUGCAAAGAUUACAUUAGGUGAAAUCUUGGUGGCUAUUCCAAAGGGAUACUCCGGAACCAAGGUUGCAGCACUAUCCAAACAGAUUCUAUCUAAUCCAAAGAUCGUCAAGCUUCUAAAGCGAGCAGAUCCAUUGGCACCAAAGAAACGCCGAUCCAGAAAGCAUCGCUCAAAUCGAAGCGUCAGAAGCAAUUCACGAGAACAUGUAGACGUGCUCGAAAAACAUGACGAAGCCGAAGAAAUUAAGGUCGAAUCACAGCAAAAAAUGAAAUUAGCAAUGGAACACGCGGCUGCAGAAGCAGCUGCGGCAAACGCAGCAGUUUCGGGCUGGGAGAAAGAAGAAGAGUUUGUCCCAAAGCCUCUUGUUCGUCAAGACUCAAUUGGAUCGGACGGACAGAGUUUGGGUUCGAGUCUGCAAGAUUCUGUUGACGAGUCCUACUCUUCUUGGUCCAAAUCCUUUGACGCGUCCUUCUCUAGCAAAAUGUCAAUUUGCUCUGGUGUCUCGCGGAGGCAAGUCCGCCGCCGUGAUCGACAAGCCAAGCGAUUGCGCAUCAUUAAGCGUUCUACUUUCGUCGCCUUCCUUGCAAUGGUGGGGCUUUACAUUGUCGAUCCUAAAGAGCAUUCCAAGAACUAUGCGGAGGCUGCUAUGGAUACUCCUAUGGGAGUUGUUGGACUUUUCCAAGUUUGCUUUCUUCUUUUAGCUUUGUACAAGAUUGAAAAGUUCAUUCGUUGUACCUCUGAAGGUAACUUUGACUCUUACCGGAAGUGUCCAUUUCUCAAAGCUUCCGAUGCUGCUAUGCAACGAUUCAAGGGGACUUAUGCAUCGAAACUAAAGAAAUCAGGACGAGGACACGAUGACGAUUCUUCUCUUGUUUCAAAGAGGUUGCGCAGCUACUCACUCAAGACCGCUUCCUUCAGAGACUUGGAUGAAUGA
Cylindrotheca closterium is the source of this 1611-nucleotide messenger RNA. NCBI's taxonomy places the organism in Eukaryota, Bacillariophyta, Bacillariophyceae, Bacillariales, Bacillariaceae. The record is from the annotation of a GenBank genome assembly.